Molecule: messenger RNA, 2897 nt
Organism: Nymphalis io (European peacock)
Lineage: Eukaryota; Metazoa; Arthropoda; Insecta; Lepidoptera; Nymphalidae
Exons: 2
Coding region: 188-2503 (771 amino acids)
Molecular function (GO): protein binding
Source: RefSeq, a predicted model, not a curated record
CACGCUGAGACUCGACUCGUGCAAAUGAUUGCGAAAGUAUGUUCUAUAAAUGAUCAGUGUUUGUGAAUCUAUAGAGUGAUUGUGUGUGUGUGUGUUGAUGUUUACGCACGUGAACUGGUGGAAUUUCGACUAUGAAUUGCACAUAAUGCUCGCCACCUUUGCUGAUACUCGGAUGCCUUAAGGCAAUAUGAAAGUCAAACGAAGUCUAGACGUAAGGCUCAUAGCCUUGUGUACUACCUGCCUGAUCCUACCAGCUAUCGCUUGCCCGACCCAAUGCAUAUGCAAGUGGAAAAAUGGAAAACGAUACGUCGAGUGUACGGACAAGGACUUAAAAGCGAUUCCAAACUUGCUUGAUUCCGAAACCCAAGUAUUAGAUUUCACUGGAAAUGAUUUACAAGUGUUACAAAAAGAGACAUUUCACAAAUUAGGCUUGUUAGACUUACAGAAAAUUUAUCUGCAGAGAUGUCGACUGCAGAAAAUCGAUAACCACGCCUUCAGGGGCCUUGCAAAUCUAGUUGAGUUGGAUCUAUCUAAUAAUUACAUUACCGUCAUUCCAUCGAGCAAUUUCGUUUUCUUCCCAUCACUAAUGAGACUUUCGUUAAACAAUAAUCCUAUAACCGGUAUAAAGACGCACUGCUUCCAGCAUCUCUCCUAUUUGAAUACAUUAGAAUUGAGCAACUGUAAAAUUGAGAAUAUCGAACCGGAGGCUUUCUCUGGACUGAAACAUUUAGAAUGGUUGAGGUUGAAUGGUAACCGAUUAUCAAAUAUUCAAGGAGAUAAUUUAUUUCCCGAUACGCUUCGGGGUAUCGAUCUUCAAAACAAUAAUUGGAAUUGCGAUUGUAAUUUGAGAGAUUUACAUAACUGGCUAUCGAAUUUCAAUAUGCCACAUGCCGUUGAACCCAUCUGUUCAUUACCUGAACGUUUGAAAAAACGCACUAUUACAAACGUAAAUGAAUUCGAUUUAUCUUGUUUACCAAAACUGACUCCUACAACAGUAUAUCUAGAGACGAAUAUCGGAAACAAUGUAUCUCUCGAGUGUAUCGUCAAGGCCGUUCCUGAGGCCAAGAUACAGUGGUUUUAUCAAGGCCAACUUAUUCGAAAUUAUUCAACGUCCGCUAUUGAACCCCAUCACGUAUUUUAUGUGGAAAACGGUGUUAUAGAUAAAAAAAGUGAGCUGUACAUAUUCAAUAUUGGGAACGAUGACAACGGUACGUAUGCGUGUAUCGCGGAAAAUUCGGCUGGAAAAGUCCGUGCAAAUUAUACUAUAAAAAUUCUUGUGAAAGAGGAACCCGUCGUUAUUGUCGUUACGUUCCCGCACCGACAUUUAGUUGUCAUAAUAACUGUUAUUUUUCUAAUAAUCGUUUUAUUGAUAGCAAUAAUAGCGGUUGUAUUAUUGAAGUUUAAAACGGAUACUAGGAGUCGUAAAAAGAAAGAGAGUGGAAAAGAUGUGGCUUUAUGUAACCAAAUAUUGCCUUCUAGUAGAAGUAACGGGUCCUUGCCAAAAAAUAACGGAAGCGUUAUAGUGAAUGCUCAUUCGCAUCACGCUUUGCAUUACACAGUACAGACCAACCGAGAUUAUGAGUCGAGCGAUGCAUACCAAAGCAAUAACAUGAAAGGCUUUGUCGACAGGAAUCCUGACCUAAUUAGCGACGCGGAAACCGUCGCUAACAACGCACAAAACGAGAACACAGCGCUUUCAGUAUACAAAGCACAAACAACUAACGACACUUUCGAAGAGGAGACCGCAUUCACUGCUCCGACAGUACCGCGACAAGUCACGUGGCAAGAUCAACAAAAUUUAACCAGCAUGCCACCAAUGAGCAUGCCACCUAACGCUAUGUAUCAACAUUCGGCGGACGUUCACCUCAAUCCUGGGUGCUUCUUAGAUAGCGAAGGCUACCCUUACGAUUAUGGCCUUCCAAAACACCCAUGUCGACCAACAAUGAUGUCAAACUAUUCUGUCGUUGGACCCUUUUAUCAAACAUUGCCACAUAAUAGGCCCAAAGGACAGAAGCUUGUCUGUAAAUUCGCGAAAGAUAACGAAUUUAACGCGACGCCACCGACUUGUCCAAAUUUCAGCGAAGGAUUUAGCGCGACAAAUGUAAGACGCACGUUAGAAGGCUACCCAGUGCCCAGAAAUCGUCAGAUUGCUUUCGUCGGUAAUGGAACUGUUUAUUAUAAUGAAGAGUUCGUACCAUCGCCACCUGAGGGGUACAAAACUGAGUCAGUUCAGUGCUGUGUACCCACGGAGACAUGUUCCAGUUGGAACCCAAAAGGUACCUGUGCGGUGAUGGUCCCUAUGGGUAUGCCAGAAGGUCCAGGAAGGUGUUAUCAGGUGGAGACGAGGUGUGUCGAUACGCAGACAACGGACGCUCGGAUUCCGGGCGAAGGAACGGAGAAUGUUUUGAAACCGCUGCCACAAGUAUCGAACGCGAAAUGUGUAUCUGAUAUGUGUUCCGAGAGCCCCGAUGAGGGUUAUGUAGGCGACGCGAAUGACAUCUGACGACGUCGCCGGAACGAUAACGCGUAAACAGGGCUAAUUUAGACGCUAAUAAAGUGAUAAAGCGACUGAAUAUGGGAAUAGUAUUGUAUAUAAGCUUAUUAAAAGUACGCGGACAGAACUUCUGUGUAUCGUGCACAAUCAUUCGAAUUUAGAAUUAAAUUAUGUAAAUCAUAAUGUUUUAUACGUACUCGUUUCUAUUAUAUUUUUAUAGGCGAUUAAAUAUUAAGCUGUAGACAGUUCCGACCCAAUUAGUCCCCGAUGGAGUGAAGAUGUUUCCAUUACAUUAACAAACUUUUAAAGAAAUCCAUCUUAAUCUAGGUCUUCUGUUAUAUCAAAUUAAGCUAUUGAAAAGGAAAUAAACUUCGUAAUUAUUUAUUAUUUAACGCAAUGUUAA